UUUGUCGGAGUCGAAAGAACGAGACGAGUAGUACGACGACUCGAGACAAGUCUGACACGAAAUCUCUCGGCUUUCACCGUGAAAGCGACGUUCAAUUGUAAUCACAAUUAGCGUUCAUGCUUUUUUGAACGUAGAGACGCAUCAUUGCAUAUUAAGUUGUACAGAAAUAUUUUUUCUUAUGUGCAGUAUGAAUUCAAACUCACGAUUUAUGUGUGUACGUUGAUAAAUAAACACCUGCAGACCUGUCGUGUCAUAUAAUAUGUCGAGGAAGAAAUAAUCCACGACUGUGAACCGAGGAACGAUGAACGGUUUAUUUUAACAGUGCACGCGCAUUUCGAGCAACUCUCAACGAGAGGAAUAUACACGAUCGACGCAGCUGAGCGGAAAAAUAGGGGCUGACAAUAUUGAGGUGCGUCUGCGCGAGGUUUGAAUGAAAAAGCCCUCAGACACUCGGAAUCAUGAAGGAAGAAAUGAAAACGAUAAGCAUGUCCGGCGACAAUGAACCCAGUGAGACAACAGCGCUGAGACAAAAGCUCGAGUCAAUCGACGACAUGUUACCCUACGUUGGGAACUUCGGCAGAUAUCAGUGGUACCUUCUUCUUGCGUUGCUGCCCUACAGUAUUGCUUACUCGAAUCUCUACUUUUCCCAAAUUUUCUUUACCCUCGUGCCAAACGAACAUUGGUGCUAUGUUGAUGCGCUACAGGACACCAACAUGACUCAGGAAGAAAGGGUACUGAUUGCGAUACCAGAAUCCAACGUUUAUCCGUAUUACGACAAGUGUCGAAUGAAGGAUUUAAACUUUUCGAGGCUCGUAAGCAAUGAAAAGAAUUUUUAUUCGCCAAAGUGGCAAACUAACAGGACUGUGGAAUGUGACAACUGGGAAUACAACUUCACGCAAAUACCGUACAAGAGCAUCGGUGUUGAGCUAAAUUGGGUAUGCGAGAAAGAGUACCUCAUUUCGACGGCACAGGCGAUAUUUUUUGCUGGCUCUAUCAUCGGUGGUGUAUUAUUCGGAUGGAUCGCGGAUCACAGAGGUCGAAUACCGGCCCUUUUCUUGUGCUAUUUCGCUAGUCUUUUAGCCACGAUAGCCACUGCGAGCACUACCAAUUUUUGGUCCUUCGCUUUAUGCCGAUUCCUCACAGGACUCGCCUUCGAUAACUGCGUCAACAUUCCACUCAUCAUUGUUGUCGAGUACAUGGCCGUAAAGAGACGAACUUUGGUCUUUAACAUCGCUUUCGGCCUAUAUUUCGCUGCCGGUAGUACAAUCUUACCGUGGCUCGCUUAUUACAUUGCAAAUUGGAGAUACUUUGCAUACGUCAGUGCGAUUCCACUUUUCUGUGGCUUGUUUACACCGUGGAUAUUGCCGGAAAGUGCUCGCUGGUACGUCGCAAGUGGGAAGCUCGACAAGGUCGUGGAAAAAUUGCGUAAAAUCGCUAAGAUAAACCGCAAGAAUCCAGAUCCCCGGAUUUACCAACUUUUUUUUAGGAACGCCCACAAUGCGCAGAUUCAAACUGAAAGCGCAACGUUUCUCGAUCUUUUCAAAACGCCGCGUCUCGCCAGGAAUGUCAUAAUGCUGACAGCUUUCUGGUUCCUCACAGUAAUAGUAUUCGACGGACACGUGUAUUCUUUGAAACUUCUCCAAAGCAACGUUUUCGUCUCUUUCUCAUUAGCUUGUGCAACUGAAUUGCCAGCAGGCUUAUUACUCACUCUCACUCUUGAUCGGUGGGGCCGACGAUUCUGCGGUUUUCUGACCAUGGCCGCAACUGGAAUCUUCAGUUUUGGUGAAUUGUACCUCACUUCUGGCGCAGCUCAACUAUCGAUGUCGGUACUCGCUCGCUUUUCAUUGAAUAUGGCGGCAAACAUCGGUCUCCAAUAUGCUGCGGAAUUGCUUCCAACUCCGGUGCGAGCUCAGGGGGUUUCUUUGAUACAUAUUUUUGGAAUACUGGCUCACUGCGUCGCUCCUUAUCUCGUCGAUACGGCAAAAUACUGGACGGUUUUGCCGAUGUUGAUACUCGGUGUGAUUUCCUUUGUAACGGCAACUCUGGUGCUUUUCCUUCCGGAAACAUUGGGUCGCGAUCUUCCACAGACGCUCAGUCAAGGCGAAAAUUUUGGACGAGGUGACAAAUUCUGGUCGUUGCCUUGUUCUCAAAAGACGGCGGUGGAUCGACGCAACAGUCGAUCGAAAUAAUGCUAAAGAUCGUUUUUUUUUGUUCAUUCUUUACGUAUGUUCCUAAGAAUCGAGAAAAUGGAUUCCAAGCACAACUUCCUACGGCAAUUUUCUAAUGGAAUUUGGUGUCAUCGUCCCUUUUCAUGUAUAGAGGAAAAAAAUGAUGCUGAUGAGUGAAAAAAUAUGUUUUUAAAGAAUAAAACUCACAUUUUAUUUCGCCUUUUUAA
Molecule: messenger RNA, 2395 nt
Organism: Venturia canescens
Lineage: Eukaryota; Metazoa; Arthropoda; Insecta; Hymenoptera; Ichneumonidae
Product: carcinine transporter-like
Exons: 10
Coding region: 459-2189 (576 amino acids)
Biological process (GO): transmembrane transport
Molecular function (GO): transmembrane transporter activity
Source: RefSeq, a predicted model, not a curated record